Molecule: messenger RNA, 150 nt
Organism: Peronospora matthiolae
Lineage: Eukaryota; Oomycota; Peronosporomycetes; Peronosporales; Peronosporaceae
Source: the annotation of a GenBank genome assembly
AUGUCGCAGAUCCGAUCGGUGCUGAUCGCGCAGCAAGAAUCACUCAUUCAGACGCUCUUCGCCACUAUGCUCGCGAUGUUUGGCAUCGUCCACGACGACGAUAAAGACGCCGACAACAGCGACGACGAGUUCGAUACUUUCGAGCAGUGA